AUGGCCAUUAAUGAGCAUUUGCACUUACUACCAGGCAGUCUGAGUAAACCAUGGGAGGAAAACCACAAGACGUACGGUCCAGUCGUGACGCUUGCUAUGACACUUAACUAUGUCAUCGGAACUGGCUGCUUUGGUCUACCUUACGCCUUUAUGGAGGCCGGGAUUGGGCUCGCCCUUACGCUCAUGAUCGUCGGCGUCCUAGGCUCGCUUAUCACCAUGAACUACACGCUCGAGUCCUUAGCACGUGCCGAAGGCGUGUGUGCAGCUACGAGCGGAGGUGUACCCCGUCAUCAGAUCACGUAUCGCAAAUUUGAAUUUGCCACGAUUGCUGAAAUGUUCGUGGGGCGACUUGGCAAGGCGGCGGUGCAGCUCGUCAUGGGCUUGUACUGCAUUGGCUCACUGUGGUCAUAUGCGUCCGUGUUUUCAUCAUCCACAGCAUCAAUCUUCUUUACGUACGCGUUGGGAGAAACAUGUGACGUUUAUGGCGACUCGCCGUCUAGUGAAUGUCUCGAGGGCUACUACGUGUUCAUGGCCAUCUUCUCGGUGAUUGUACUGUCCAUGGUGCUCAUGGACAUCAGCGACCAGGCUCUUGUACAGAAGUUUCUAUCCGUUUACCGCAUUGUGGCCUUUGCGCUCAUGUUGGUGACGAUGACGGUUAAAGUCGUUGCUGACGGAUCGGAGGUUAUAACAUCACGCUAUUCUGCAAUUGGACUAGUGAACUGGGAGAAUUUUGGCAAAGGUUUUGGACCGACGUUGCUGGCACUCAAUUGCCAGUACAACAUGCCGGAUGCACUGCAGCCACUGAACCCCAAGUCUAAGGUGCGCUUCGUUGCGUUUGCGGCGCUCCUAAUUGCUGGCACGUGUUAUCUCCUAGUGGGUCUUCUUGGUGCGCUUUCUUUCGAUAAGAUCAACCCGUUAGCGACUCUGAUGUGGAGUUCGUACACAGGCUGUGGCAACGGAUGGGAGGACUGCAAUUAUUCAAACCCGCUAGGCACCAUUGUGCAGCUGAUUAUUUUGCUAUUUCCUGUAGUCAACGUGGUGUCUGCGUACCCGAUGGUGGGAGUCACCGUAGGCGACAAUAUGCUCAUGUCGUUCCCGUCUCAUCUCACUGCACGCUUUGGUGAGAGUCUCACGCGUAGCUUUUGUCGACUAUCAGUGGCGGCGCCUCCCAUUCUGUUCGCCGUCAUGUUUAAGCGUCUUGACUUCAUCUUUGCCGUGGCUGGACUAUUUGGCUUUCUGCUUGGAUUGACCAUUCCGUCAUGGUUCCAAGUUAUUGGCAGUCGCUACUGCCAAGGUGUGUGGGGAUUUCCUGGUGCUGCCAUUACUGCUUUCACGGAACCAUUUAUAAGCUCGGUUCCGUUCGCUAGUGGAUUCCUAGCUCUGACUUUCGUUAUCACUGCAAUCGCGAUUGCCACAAUCAAUGCAUAA
Molecule: messenger RNA, 1428 nt
Organism: Peronospora farinosa
Lineage: Eukaryota; Oomycota; Peronosporomycetes; Peronosporales; Peronosporaceae
Source: the annotation of a GenBank genome assembly